Parasteatoda tepidariorum (common house spider) is the source of this 582-nucleotide messenger RNA. RefSeq lists its product as uncharacterized. NCBI's taxonomy places the organism in Eukaryota, Metazoa, Arthropoda, Arachnida, Araneae, Theridiidae. The record is from RefSeq and is a predicted model, not a curated record.
UAGUUGUAAAAAUGGCAAAUCCUUGGAUCGCUGUUGCAGUUUGCACAUUGUCCUUAGCAUGUACCCUAAUAGCUGCACCUGUAAACAAAGGAUUAAUACAGAAGAUAUGUGAUAAAAACGAUGACAAUCUUCUGAAAGACUUAGCCAAAUGCCACGAGAUAUUUGCAACAGAUGAGAAUAAGAGAGUGGGGAAGUUGUGCGGUGCUGAAAUUGCCCCUGAAACGAAUGGAGAUACUUUUAAGUUGUCAAAGAAAGUCUGCCAAGACCUUUCUGUUAUAGAUUCAAUGGUAAAAUGCUUCAAAAAGCAUAACCAAGAUUCUACUGAAAUGAAGGACAUGGGAAAAGCGGCAGCAUGCAUUUUCACAGCUUUUAUGAAAAAUGAUUACAUGGACCUAAUUGGUGAUUAACAUGAAAAAAAGAACCGAAUCUUCAAGCGAUCCAGCUCUUACUUAUGUUAAACAUUCAUUUAAAAAAACCAAUAUCGUGUUAUAACUGAGAGUUGUACUGAUGAGCUAUACAUUGUAUAACAGAUGAGCUAUAUUACUGCAUCGUAUUCUAUAAAAUAAACCAUAAUUUUCCAUA